Molecule: messenger RNA, 405 nt
Organism: Oppiella nova
Lineage: Eukaryota; Metazoa; Arthropoda; Arachnida; Sarcoptiformes; Oppiidae
Source: the annotation of a GenBank genome assembly
AUGAAAUUUGUCGUGGUCAAUUUGGACCGGUUUAGCUUAUCUGUCGGUCGGUAUAAAUACCCGGAUCAUUACUACAGCCUCUAUGAUACUGAACCUAAACUUCCGGUCAAAUGGAUGGCACCCGAAAGUCUGGAACGGGAACCACCCGUAUAUGACAUCAAGACUAACUCCUACACAUAUGGCAUAGUUAUCUGGGAGGUAAUGAGCAGGGGACUGGUACCUUAUGGUGAUGUACCGGAAGUUGAUUUAUUAAUGUAUGUUAAAUCUGGACGUCGUAUGGAUAGACCCGAGUGCUGUCCCAAUGAGUUGUAUGACAUAAUGAUAAGGUGUUGGUAUUUGGGCCCUGAUACACGACCAGAGUUUAGCCAGUUAGUGGAUGAGAUAGAUAUAAAGAUGAUUAUUUAA